Messenger RNA from Perkinsus marinus ATCC 50983, 282 nucleotides. RefSeq lists its product as hypothetical. Lineage: Eukaryota; Perkinsozoa; Perkinsida; Perkinsidae. The transcript has 2 exons. The record is from RefSeq and is a predicted model, not a curated record. Bases 1 to 282 code for a protein of 93 amino acids.
AUGGUUAACAUGGUGAAGAACCCGUCGACAACUCCCUCAAGUCCCGUUGGUUUACAAAUCGCUGAAGCUUUUGGUGUAGAGAACGUUUAUCUCUUGAGACAUGUUACUGAUGGAGAGUUUACCAAGAAGUGUGAGGAGAUGCUCACCGAUAAGAAAGCGACUUUUGGUGAUAUAUUGGGUUGGUGUGGUUAUAUGGGGGGUAUUAGAAAUACCCGGUCCCAAAUGGUUAACAUGAUUGUCCAAGCAUUUGGUGUUGCUGUAGCGACUUUUACGACAUAUUAA